This is a messenger RNA of Hipposideros armiger (great roundleaf bat), 2919 nucleotides long. RefSeq names its product cytochrome c oxidase assembly factor heme A:farnesyltransferase COX10 (gene COX10). The transcript has 7 exons. Lineage: Eukaryota; Metazoa; Chordata; Mammalia; Chiroptera; Hipposideridae. Gene Ontology annotation, cellular component: mitochondrial membrane; mitochondrion. Gene Ontology annotation, biological process: heme A biosynthetic process. Gene Ontology annotation, molecular function: protoheme IX farnesyltransferase activity. Bases 97 to 1431 code for a protein of 444 amino acids. The record is from RefSeq and is a predicted model, not a curated record.
CUCCUCCCAUCGGGGCGGGGAAGGAAGAUGGCGGCGCCCUGCAGCCGGUGAGGAGAGAGGACACGGGAUCCCGAGGAGCGGCCAGACACCGAUGUUAUGGCCGCAUCUCCGCACUGUCUCUCCUCACGCCUCCUGACAGGCUGGGUAGGAGGCUGUGUCUGGUAUCUAGAAAGAAGAGCUAUGCGGGAAUCCCAUCACAAGUUUAUGCAUCUUUUUAGGAAUGUCAAUAAGCAAUGGAUUACAUUUCAGCACUUUACGUUCCUCAAACGCAUGUAUGCCACACAGCUGAACAGAAGCCUCAACCAGCAAGUAAAGCCGAAGCCAGAACCCAUGGUAUCUCCUUUCCUCGAAAAAACAUCUUCGGGGCAAGCCAAAGCAGAAAUAUAUGAGAUGAAACCUUUUUCACCCUCCAGCCUAUCUUUGUCUAGAAAGCCAAAUGAAAAAGAAUUGAUAGAACUAGAAUCUGCCUCAGUAAUUGAAGGCUCAAUAGAUGUGGGAAAAGAGACAAAAGAGGAAAAGCAGUGGAAAGAGAUGAAGCUGCAUGCGGACGAUUUGCCAGGAAUUUUGGCUCGACUGUCCAAAAUCAAACUCACAGCUCUAGUUGUCAGCACCACGUCAGCUGGAUUCGCACUGGCCCCAGGGCCUUUUGACUGGUCCUGUUUCCUGCUUACCUUUCUUGGAACGGGCCUGGCAUCUUGUGCUGCCAACUCCAUCAAUCAGUUUUUCGAGGUGCCAUUUGAUUCAAACAUGAAUAGGACAAAGAACAGACCUCUGGUUCGUGGACAGAUCAGCCCGUUGCUAGCUGUGUCCUUUGCCACUUGCUGUGCCGUUCCAGGAGUCGCCCUUCUGACCUGGGGGGUGAAUCCACUCACAGGAGCCCUGGGGGUCUUCAACAUUUUCCUGUACACCUGCUGUUAUACGCCGUUGAAGAGGAUCAGCAUUGCCAACACGUGGGUCGGGGCUGUUGUCGGGGCCAUCCCACCCGUCAUGGGCUGGACAGCAGCCACUGGGAGCCUCGAUGCUGGAGCAUUUCUUUUGGGAGGAAUCCUCUACUCCUGGCAGUUCCCUCAUUUCAACGCCCUGAGCUGGGGCCUCCGCGAGGACUACUCCCGAGGGGGCUACUGCAUGAUGUCAGUCACCCACCCUGCCCUGUGCCGGCGGGUUGCCCUGCGCCACUGCCUGGCCCUAAUUGGACUGUGCACGGCAGCCCCCCUACUGGACGUCACCACGUGGGCCUUCCCCGCCGUCUCCCUGCCCAUCAACUUGUAUAUCUCCUACCUCGGCUUCCGGUUCUACGCAGAUGCCGACCGGAAGAGUUCCCGGAAGCUGUUCUUCUGCAGCCUCUGGCAUUUACCCUUGCUCCUGCUUCUCAUGCUCACCUGUAAACAGCCACCAGGUGGGGAAAGCGACAAGGGAGAACCUCAGAGUUGAAAUCACAUUGGCGUGUGGGGACAAAACAAAAACAUUCAAGGAGACACAACGGUUUCCCUUCGCUUAGGGGAAGAAUAUUGUGGUAAUUCUGGAGCGCCAGAAGAGAAAUCGCUGGGUUUAGCACAAGAUUGUAAAAUGAUUUGGUGCUCAAUGAUCACUCGACAGCUUUUUAAAUGAUAUACAAAAUGCUCCCCAAAUAAGAAUGCGUUAGCUCAGAUUAAUACAAAGACUAUUUCUCUCUUUGGGGGUCUUUAUAUAUCUCUUCCUCCAACCCCACCCCCAUUGUUUUUCUUCUUCCUCGUGUAGAUACACUGCGCACCUCUAACUUUUCUGCACCCCACCACACACCCCUCACCUGCCAGCCAGAGUGGUAAUUGUGGACGAGACAAGGUGAGCACUGGUCCUCUAAUAUCUGUAGUUCUGUGGCCUCAGGUUACUUGAGGACCAUGUCAGAGAACAUGCACACCUGCACACCGCUAGCUGCAGCACCCUUCCCUGUGAGUCAGCUGGGGGGCCAGUUCCAGCUUUCUCUACCCCACACAUUCACCACCGCAUAUUCCCUCAUGCAAUAAUAGAAUCCAAAGGAUGGGCUGUUACAUGCCUUUCGGAGGAAGAAUUCCAAACGGUUGCCUAGGGGAUCUCAGACUGAACUGCCAGCCCUGCCCCACCUCCAUUACAUGUCAGCAUUUCAAAAACUGCAAGGAGUCAAAGGCAUCUUUACAGUUCACUUUAAAAUACAGGAGUUGUCUGAAGUGUUUCUUUCUGGGAGGGCAGCACUAGACUUAAUACCAGAAAUCCCUCCCACUCGGGUCUGUCUGUCACUGUACUCUUUAGUCUCUGUGCAGAUGUCUCCUCCUCAUUCCUACGUGGCUUGCUCAGGGCCAGAGGGAAAAGGUGAGCUGUGCCACCAGCUCACAUAGCUCAUGUGCUUGUUCUGUAGUGAGGAACCCAUUUCCAUCCUGGCAUCUUCUGAAUUCAGAAAUUCCCCUCCACACAUUCAAUGGCUCUAAGAGUCAGAAGCCCGAGUUGGACUCCUGGUGGGGCUGCUUCCGGUUCAGGGAGCUGUGAGUUUCACUAUAGCCAGGUGUGGCCUCGGUCACCUGUGGUUCCAUCUGUCCUUCAUGUCCGCCCCCUUGUCCUCUGUUGAGUCCCAUUUGCCUGAAGGUCUUGAAGCUUAACAGGAUGUCUUAAUUACUCAGUCUCCAGGGGCAUGGCUGCCCUGUAGGAAUUCAUUUGGGGAGUUUAAACAACAUUUAAGCAGUCAUUGCAAUAUGCCUGUUCUCUCAAAAAUUUCUAAAGCGAUUCCAGAUAGCGUCUGAUCCCUGUUUCCACUUAUCUGAAAUAUUACCUCUUAGCCGUAUCCAGGUUAUUUACUGUGGGGAACAUGGCACAGGAAUGUCUGGAAAGAGCAUCGACAACUGUUGCAGCCCUGAAAUUUGUAAAAUGCUUCGGUUCCCUUUUCCUGCUGCAAUAAACAAGUAUGUAAGA